GGCCGGAAUCCCCUCGGAGGAAAUGUAGACACAGACGCGUACAGGGCUCCACUGUCGCCCGCAUCCAGCGCUUCAUUCUCCAGGCAAUAAUAACAACAACAUCCCCGCGGCGUCGACAUGAAGGUAUCCAGCAUCGACUGCCGGCAUCUGAGGAAAAUCAUCAGGAAGGAGUGUGGGAACUGCCUUAUUGUGGACUGUCGGCCCUUUCUCUCGUUCACGAACUCAAAUAUCAGAGGCUCCGUCAAUGUCAACCUCAACUCGGUGGUGGUGCGGAGGUCCCGCGGAGGACCGGUGCCUCUGCAGUUUGUCAUCCCGGACGAGAGCGCCCUGUUUCGGCUUCGGGAGGGAAGCAUUUCGGCCAUCGUAGCUCUGGAUGACCGGACGUCCCACUGGCAGAAACUGAAGAAGGACAGUGUAGCACAAAUAGUAAUAAACACACUCUCACAUCUGACCAGCGGAGCCAACGUCUGUUUCCUGAAAGGAGGAUAUGAGAACUUCCACUCUCAAUACCCCGAACUUUGCACUGAGGUGAAAUCCACUGACCAGAGCGGAACUGAAACCGAGAAAAGAGUCAACACCCACAACGAGAAGCUUUCUCACCACAAACCAGAUUAUGAUCAGGGUAAACCUGUGGAGAUCCUGCCUUUCCUCUACCUCGGUAGUGCCUACCACGCCUCCAGACAGGACUAUCUCAGUGACCUUCACAUCACGGCCUUGCUCAACGUGUCACGCAGGGACCUGCAGCCGACCAAGGGCCACUAUGACUACAAGUGGAUCCCAGUGGAGGACAGCCACAUGGCCGACAUCAGCUCCCACUUCCAGGAGGCCAUAGAUUUUAUUGAUAACGUGAAGCAAUCAGGGGGGAGGGUCCUGGUCCACUGCGAAGCAGGCAUCUCACGCUCCCCUACAAUCUGUAUGGCCUACAUCAUGAGGACACAGCAGCUGCAACUGGACGCAGCCUUUGACAUCAUCAAGCAGCGCAGGGAUGUCAUCUCACCUAACUUCAGCUUCAUGGGCCAGCUGCUGCAGUUCGAGUCAGAGGUCCUCUCCACGGCUCCGACUCACGCUGCCACACCUGAGCCAGCCACACCCUGCAUCCCAGAGUCUGCGUCCUUUUUCGCCAAUGACUUCCCCACCUUCAACACCAAAAACUUUGAGCCGUCCGUGAUCACCCUUCCUACCUCUUACCUGCAAUCCCCGGUCCACCAACAGUUCAAACUGAGCCCAAUAACUGCACUGCCUUAAAGUGAACUGUGACUGCUUGUAGUCUUACUUGAAAAGUAAAAAGAUAAUUGCUCUGUGUGUGCCUGGUGUUGAAACCAGCAGAUAGACUGGAGAUCACAUAAUAGUACUCUUUGUAUGGAGAUUGGGAAAGUGGCCAAUUGGCCUUUUUUACAGCAGUUAUUUUGACUUGUUGUAAUAGGAAAGACACAGAUGUCUAUUAUUUAAUUAUUUACAAAUGUGUUUUGUCCUACUGUGACCUCUCAAAAUGGCUUCUGUGGAAAAAGCUAACAAAUAAAUGGCCCACAGCAGGUAUCAAUGCUGGUUUCCUUCCUUCAGAACUGCAGAUAUGAAACAACACAGCACAGUACUAAACUGCAAUAUACAUGCCUUAGGUUAAUAUUGUGAUUUAUUUGCCUAUUCAAAAAAAUAAAGUCAUGCAUUUAAAUCUAAAUUAUUUGAGAGA
This is a messenger RNA of Solea solea (common sole), 1687 nucleotides long. It is a transcript of the gene dusp5, whose product is annotated as dual specificity phosphatase 5. The coding region runs from base 118 to 1245 and encodes 375 amino acids. Gene Ontology annotation, molecular function: MAP kinase tyrosine/serine/threonine phosphatase activity; protein tyrosine/threonine phosphatase activity. Gene Ontology annotation, cellular component: nucleus; cytoplasm. Gene Ontology annotation, biological process: endoderm formation; protein dephosphorylation; negative regulation of MAPK cascade. NCBI's taxonomy places the organism in Eukaryota, Metazoa, Chordata, Actinopteri, Pleuronectiformes, Soleidae. The record is from RefSeq and is a predicted model, not a curated record. The transcript has 4 exons.